Molecule: messenger RNA, 952 nt
Organism: Plectropomus leopardus (leopard coralgrouper)
Lineage: Eukaryota; Metazoa; Chordata; Actinopteri; Perciformes; Serranidae
Gene: frg1
Product: FSHD region gene 1
Cellular component (GO): striated muscle dense body; nucleolus; catalytic step 2 spliceosome
Molecular function (GO): actin filament binding
Source: RefSeq, a predicted model, not a curated record
UUGUUGUGAACACAGCUUGCUCACAGUUAGCCGUGCUAACUAACCGCCCAGCCGUUAGCCAAGUAAAGCGAUGGCUGAAUAUUCUCGCGUAAAAUCAACCAAACUGGUUUUAAAGGGUCAUAAUAAGGGGAAAAAGAAGAAGCAUAAAGAUAAGAAGAGAAAGGCAGGAGAUGAAGCAGAGAAAGUUGAUGUCGUUGGCGGUUGGUGGUGUGUCAGCAGCUUUGGGGAGAUCACUGGAACGGUUGCCAUAGAGAUGCAGAACAACUCGUACAUCCAUGCCCUGGACAGCGGGCUCUUCACACUCGGCGCACCACACAAAGAUGAUGAAGGACCAGACCCGCCAGAACAGUUUACUGCCAUCAAGCUGUCAGACACAAGGAUUGCCUUGAAGUCUGGAUAUGGCAAGUACCUGGGGAUCAACUCCGAGGGUUUGGUUGUGGGGCGUUCUGAUGCUAUUGGUGCCAGGGAACAAUGGGAAGCAGUCUUUCAGGAUGGCAAAAUGGCUCUCCUGGCAGCAAAUAGCUGUUUCAUCUCCUACAGUGACAGUGGGGACAUUGCGGCCAAGAGCAAGACAGCAGGGGAUGGCGAGAUGGUGAAGAUCAGAUCGAGUGCAGAAAGAGAGGUCAAGCGUAAAGAUGACAUCGCGGAAGAGGACAGGGGCAACGUGAAGUCUUGCGAGGUCAAUUAUGUGAAGAAGUUUCAGAGUUUUCAAGAUCGGCGGCUCAGGGUUAAUGAUGAGGACUCCUCUACGCUAAAAAAAGCCAGAACGGACGGGAAGUUCCACGAAGCUUUGCUUGACAGGAGAAGCAAAAUGAAAGCAGACAGGUACUGCAAGUGAAAACUCAACUUUGUAGAAUACUGUCUUUGUAAAUGCUUCAUUUUAAGAUUUGGCCAUUUGAUCAUUAUUGUUUGUUUUGUUUUUUUAUAUUUUGAUUAAAAUUACAUGAUCAGA